Molecule: messenger RNA, 2234 nt
Organism: Ostrea edulis (European flat oyster)
Lineage: Eukaryota; Metazoa; Mollusca; Bivalvia; Ostreida; Ostreidae
Exons: 7
Coding region: 836-1432 (198 amino acids)
Biological process (GO): protein ubiquitination
Molecular function (GO): ubiquitin protein ligase activity
Source: RefSeq, a predicted model, not a curated record
ACAAAGCAAUGCUAAUUGUAACAAACAUUUAAAUGUCAGAGUAAAAACGUCUGUUCUUGAACUCUUCUGCACCAGCACAUGUAAAUAAAUAUUGUAUGCACUUACUGUAUGUCGCAGACUAACGAUCACUUCCACUGAACCUGUGAAUAUAGUAUUUCAUACCCCCACCCUAGUACACGGAACCCAGAAUGAAUUCAAAAUAUAAACAGAGUGAUUCACUUCUGACCUGAUUUUGGAGAUAAAGUUCUAUAUAAUGUUUAUUUACGGUCCGUUUAGAUGUGUAUAGGUAAGUAGGCUGUCAAUAUUGGCCUUUCCCCCGCGGAUAUAUCACCCGAAGUUCAUGUUUUUCACAUUAAGCACACUGAAAAUUCGACCGGAACAAUGCGCUACUUGUGCAGGUAUGUUUUUAGUGUUUAAAGGUGGUUUUUAUCCAUUGACUGUCAAUGACUUUGUCUGUGUUUAAACGAGCAUAUUUGAAAUUGAUCGACAUGCUAUUCAAAUAAUUGAAACAUGCGUUACAAUUAUUAAAAUAAAAUCAGUUAAAAUAAAUCGAAAAUUUAUAUAGAAAGUUUUUGUCAGUGCAUUGAACGAUAUCUGGUAAGCAUGCAUGUUGGGCUGUCAGGUAAAACAAAUGCUAAUUGAAAUAAUUAAAUACAUUGACACGAGAACUAAUGUAGGUCAAGUUUGUAAUUCGCCUAGCUCGAGGGCAAUGUUUUCCAUUCUUAUCACCAAAAUAUAUUCAGAUCUCCAUUUGUCACCUGGAAAAGCAGGUGUUUAAAAAAAGCGUGGAGAGACAAACGUAAGUUCUAGCUGAACGCCAUGCAAUGAUCUGGAGAUGGCAGACGGCAUCCGAUACAAUGUGACCGCCUGCACGUUUUGGAUCAUAGCUGCUGCAACUGUAGUGUCAUCAGCCUCCUUUGCAUCGGCUUGUUUGAUUGGAAUAGACGGAUGUUGUUCGGGAGAGUCAUGUUUUAUGUUAGAGAUUGCUACCAUAAGUUUCGUCAUCAUGUCUCUUUUGAUUACAUUCUACCAAUGCUACAGACAAAAGCUGAAGCAUGCAGCGUCCCCUAGCUUUUACGUGGAUACAAUCAACAUGUCCUCCGACACGAACAUUAACACGCGCUAUACACCACUUCCGGUCAUUAUGUCGAAAAUAGAGGAACAUAAAGAAGAAUUACUAAGACAGGUACCGGAAACAGAUGUUCCAGAUGAUUUUGAAUGUGCAAUAUGUAACGAGAGUAGUACUACCCAGGUGUCCCAGCUGUCAUGUGACCACUUCUUUCAUAAGGCCUGUGUGCUCAGGUGGUUUAUAUCGAACUCCCAGCAUACCUGUCCGGUCUGUAGGAGCUGCCAGAUUCCCCAAAACCACCUGUUGGUGAUAACUGUCCUCCCUGGGAUCGGCUCUCGACCUCCAAGGACGUCACAGCUUUGAAGUUGGUGCUGGUCAGGGUGAAACCUUUAAACACCGGAAGUUGGAGUCAGGUCAAAGGUGUUAUCCAAUGUGAAACCUCAGAAACACGGGUGAUACGAACGUUAAAAGAGUGAAUUUAGAGAUCAGUGAACACCAACAGACAUAACUGGACGUGUGGUCCCGGUAUGAACCAUUUCAGGUCCUCGUGUUGUGAGAAGAGAGAGUCAUGUAGGACACGAAAUGCUCAAUAAUCGCGAUUCAUAGAAAAUACCAAGCGAAAGAUUUAACAUGGAAUUUUAUGGAGAAACAAUACAGUACUGUAUAGAGAUAAAAAAAUAAAUACUGGGCAACAUAUCUUCUCUAUAUAUAGGUCAAGUAUUAAUUAUUACGUUUUAAUAACCGAAACAUGUUAAUGUGAAUAGAUGAUAAUUAUAUUGAGGUAUGAUAUAGAUCGACAAUUACUGAUUUUCAUCAUGACAAAAGAAAAAGGAAGAAUAACAAUGUGUUCAAAUGUACAUAAUGUAGUAGAAAUCACAUAACACAUGCUGUCAAUUUCAUAUAUAUUUCUGAACAGCAUGAUAUUUUCCACAACUGACACUAUGUGAAUAUUUUGUUAUCGCCAUUCAGCACAUGUGUAGAAGUUCUUGAAUGUCCUCAAUCAUACUUCUGUGGUUAAAGAAUGCAGGGCACUUAAAUAAUCUGGUUGGUUCUUGUUCAAUGUAUUUAAUUUGUUUAAUGUUUGCUUGUAUUUAUCUACUGUUUGUUUUAAAAAAUCUCAGGGAGCUGUUUUUAAACUAGCAUUAAAGGUGUUUAUCAUAGAUAA